Molecule: messenger RNA, 1723 nt
Organism: Cornus florida
Lineage: Eukaryota; Viridiplantae; Streptophyta; Magnoliopsida; Cornales; Cornaceae
Product: armadillo repeat-containing protein LFR
Exons: 8
Coding region: 69-1439 (456 amino acids)
Biological process (GO): regulation of transcription by RNA polymerase II; chromatin remodeling; positive regulation of DNA-templated transcription
Cellular component (GO): brahma complex; SWI/SNF complex; nucleoplasm
Molecular function (GO): nucleosome binding
Source: RefSeq, a predicted model, not a curated record
CGGGCUUUCUAGUUACAUGUAACUAAAUCCCAGAACUAAAGUGUGCGCAAGUGUGUGUAGAGAGAGAGAUGCAGAAGCGGGAGCAGGGCAAACAGGGCGGAGGUCCCGGCGGCUCGAACACUCCGGCGGCGAAGAGAGGACGCCCCUUCGGAAGCAGCACCAACGCAGCCGCGGCGGCGGCAGCGGACACGGCAGCGCCUUUGACACUCCUCGGCCCAUCUCUGCAAGUCCACUCCUCCUUCGCCGAUCAAAAUAACAAAAGAAUUGUUCUGGCUCUUCAAAGUGGAUUAAAGAGUGAGCUGACAUGGGCACUCAAUACUCUCACAUUACUAUCAUUCAAAGAAAAGGAUGAAGUGCGUAAAGAUGCAACUGCUCUUGCAAAAAUACCUGGGUUGCUCGAUGCUCUUCUCCAAGUUAUAGAUGACUGGCGGGAUAUAGCCCUACCAAGGGAGCUGGUAAAGGCGCCAAGGGUGAGAUCAUUAGGUGCAAAUUCUAUUGUAACUGGAUUUGGGAAUGAAUACGAGGCAUUGGGCUCCUCUGUUCCCCAUCCUAGCCUGGGAUCUGGUUCUUCUGUCACUGAGGCAUCCACACAGAAGGCUACACCCAAGCCUCGUCCUCCGGGGUGGUGGUUUGAUGAAGAAGCCCUGUUUAAUCGGGAUGAGGAUGGGCGGUCAGAAAAGCAGCAGUGUGCUGUUGGUGCUUCCAAUAUUAUCCGCAACUUCUCUUUCAUGCCCGAUAAUGAAGUCAUUAUGGCACAGCAUCGUCAUUGCUUGGAAACGAUGUUUCAGUGCAUUGAAGAUCAUAUUACAGAGGACGAUGAACUUGUCACAAAUGCCCUUGAGACAAUUGUAAAUUUGGCUCCAUUGCUGGAUCUUCGAAUCUUUAGCUCAUCAAAGCCUUCCUACAUCAAAAUAAAAGAGAAACGUGCAGUCCAGGCCAUCAUGGGGAUGCUGGGAUCUACUGUCAAGUCCUGGCAUUGUGCAGCUGCAGAAUUACUUGGGCGUUUGAUAAUAAAUCCUGAUAAUGAACCUUUCCUUCUUCCUUUUGCCCCACAGAUCUAUAAGCGUUUAGUAGACCUUUUAAGCUCACCAGCUAUUGAUGCACAAGCUGCUGCUGUUGGCGCACUCUAUAACCUCGCAGAAGUUAAUAUGGACUGCCGGUUGAAGCUUGCAAGCGAGCGAUGGGCAGUUGAUCGGCUGCUGAAAGUCAUUAAGGCACCACAUCCAGUGCCAGAAGUUUGCAGGAAAGCAGCGAUGAUAUUAGAGAGUCUCGUCUCAGAGCCGCAGAACAAGGCCCUGCUGCUAUCUUAUGAGAAUGCCUUCGCUGAGAUACUUCUAUCAGAUGGAAAAUAUUCAGAUAUGUUUGCCAGGAUAUUGUAUGAGUUGACAUCUCGGCCAAGCAACAAAGUGGCAACAGCUCGUGGGUUUUGGGGCAUGUAACCAAAACUCUGUUUCAUCUCCAUUUUCUAGUUAUUCGGCUCUGGCUGGCAUUUUAAAAAAAUGUUGGUUGAGAAUUAGGCCAAGUACAUGUAUCUGUGCAUAUUAGCUAACUGAAAAAUAUUUAUAUUCGAAAUUCACAACAGCCAUUGUCAUGGGGUUCACUUUUUGGUUCUUCGCUAUGUUUCAUGGCUAAAUUGGUUCCAUUUGAAAGCUGUAAUGCUGUUGUACUUUUCAUGUUUAUGUAGAACAAAUUUAGUUUAUAUGGCUUUUGAAUUAUCACUAAA